AUGUCCUUAUCUAAUAAAUCUCCUAAAAAGAAGAAGCAACAGUUAAAGAGCUCUGAUAUUACUACUCCUUGUGGUGGUUAUAAGUAUAGGUAUUCUGGUGUGAUCACUUUUUCCAAUACUGCUAUAUUAAAGUAUACGAAUUAUACAAAUGCAAAAAUUGUCAUGGCCCUUGCGAACAAUCAAAAGGAGAUAGUAGAAGUUUUGGCAACCCAGCAAAAUAAAUCAAUACAAAAACUAAAUAAUGAUAAUGCAAAGCUUAUUAAAUCUAUAAGUAAUGAUCAGACAAAGACUGUAAAAAAUUUAACCAGUUCACAUGAAAAAACUAUCAAAAAUCUAAGUGAUAAUCAUAAAGAAGUCAUCAAGAAUUUAAGUGAUAACCAAACAAAGAUGGUGAUGGGGUUGAGCAGAAAUCAUGCUGAUAUUAUAAAAACUAUGAACAAUAAUGAGGUAAAAAAAUCAAAAGAUACGCAUGAUGCAUAUAGAAAGGUUAUUGACUCCAUACAGGCCAACUAUAACAAGAGGUUGCAAAGUUAG
Molecule: messenger RNA, 534 nt
Organism: Dentiscutata heterogama
Lineage: Eukaryota; Fungi; Glomeromycota; Glomeromycetes; Diversisporales; Gigasporaceae
Source: the annotation of a GenBank genome assembly